UUGUGCCAAAUUAAUACAAAAUUUUGGCUGAACCGUUUAGAACAUUUAAAAGUGUUAAAUUUAACACGAGAUUUUUUACUGCGUUUUCUACAUUUCAUUUUUUACUCAUUUUUUUUACUUUCAUUUUUUAUUUACACGUAUGAUGAUUAUUGCAACAAAAACACGCACAGAGUGUAACUUUGUACACUUAGCACAUGGAAUUCAUUGCGAAAUAACUUUGGAGUUAUUCCGUGUAAAGUUAAUUUGACGAUUCUGUAUCACGGAACGUUAUACGGAGUUCAAUUCUCUCAAACUAAAUCUGUACCCGCCAGUGUCAUAGCGGAAUAUGAAACUAUAUCCGAGCGCGUCCUGACCCCACCUCCCAAUACCGCGGCUCUGAUGGAACUCAUCAAGUUCGUCCAAACUACCAGUGACGUUACUCUAAAGAGCCUGGAGCUCAGGCUGCUGGACGUGAUCGAGCACGUCGCGUUUCUGUCUGAUUACUGGCUGCUAACGGAAAGCGAGAUAACUAACAACAACGUGGCCUUCCAGUGGUAUCACAGAAUGCCCCAGAUCUUUGAAGACAACCGGUUGAUCAUCGAGAACAAGACGCGGGAGUAUCAAGACGCGUUAAAAGUUAGAUAUCAAAAGUUCAUAGAGGAACUGGACUCGUACGUGAAACAAGUGGAAGAGAUGCAAUAUUGGGGAGACAUCGAAGAGGUGAAUCGGUACCAGCGCAGGGCGCAAAACUUGGAGAACCGGCUGAUCACGGCGAUGGAUAAGAUUGACAAGUUUAAUGAGGAAGAAAGCGCCUUUGGCUGGGAGAUUACGCAAUAUCCUCUGAGAAAACGGAUUGCCGAUCGUUUGCAACCUUUCAAGAAGUUGUUCGACUGCAUCUGCGAGUAUUUGACCAAAUACGACAAAUGGAUAAACAGCACGAUCGGCAGCUACAAUCCCGAAGACAUUGACAACGACGUAGGAACGUUUUACAGGACGAUCUACAAGCUGGAGAAAGCGUUCCAGGAACCGGACGUGCGCGAGUUGGCGGCUGCAAUUCGCGAGAAGAUCGAGGAGUUUAAGAGUCGGAUGCCAGUGGUGAUGACCCUUGGCAAUCCCGGGAUGAAAGAGCGGCAUUGGGAACAGAUUUCCGCGAUCGCGGGCGUUACCAUUCAAUUCGACGCCGAUUUGACGUUGGGCAAGGUCCUGGCCAUGGGUCUGGACGCUUUCAUCACGCAAUUCGAAGGAGUGUCCGAGGCCGCCACGAAGGAGGACACUCUCGAAAAGGGCAUGGACAAGAUGCAGCGGGACUGGACCGACAUGGCAUUUACGGUGAAUCCUUACAAGGACACCGGUACCUACGUCAUCGCCGGCGUCGACGAGAUACAGCUCCUGCUGGAUGAUCAUAUCACGAAGGCGGUGACCAUAAAAAACUCGCCCUACAUCAAGCCCUUCGAAGCCAGAAUAAUCAAGUGGGAAAAAACAUUGCACCUGCUGGAGGACAUUCUGGACCAAUGGCUAAAGGUGCAAGGUACAUGGAUGUACUUAGAGCCAAUCUUCACUUCGCCGGAUAUUCAACAACAAAUGCCGGAAGAAGGGAGAAAGUUCGCACAAGUCGACAAAAUUUGGCGGGACAUCAUGAAGAACGUUUACGCCGAGCCGCACGUUCUUGCCAUCGUCGAAAUCGAGAAGAUGUUGGAGCGGUUGAAAAAGAGCUUCGGGCUGUUGGAGCUAAUUCAGAAAGGUCUGAAUGAAUAUUUAGAGAAGAAGAGACUCUUCUUCCCCAGAUUCUUCUUCCUCUCCAAUGACGAGCUACUGGAGAUCCUCUCCGAGACGAAGGAUCCUACGCGUGUGCAGCCACAUCUGAAGAAAUGCUUCGAGGGCAUAGCUCGACUGAAAUUCAACGAGGACCUCGAGGUGCUGGCGAUGCGAUCCACGGAGGGCGAGGAGGUUGCUAUUCUGGAGAUCAUAUCCACUUCUAUGGCUCGAGGACAAGUCGAGAAGUGGUUGAUCGAGCUCGAGACGGAGAUGCGGAAGAGCGUGCGGCACAUGGUGAGCCAAGCGCUCCUGGCGUAUUACGUCAAGGCAAGGACGGCCUGGGUCCUCGAAUGGCCCGGUCAGACCGUCCUCUGCGUGGAUCAGACAUAUUGGACGCAACAAGUCGAGGAGGCCAUGCUGAAGGGAGUGGCCGGUUUGGAGAGGUACUUGGCCCAGUGCCAGGAAGAGCUGAACGGCAUCAUUCUGUUAAUCAGAGGAACCCUCUCAAAGCAGAAUCGUAUCACCUUGGAGGCGCUGGUUACUAUAAACGUUCACAGCAAGGACGUCCUCGCGGAGCUAUGUAGGGAGAAAGUUGUAAAAAAUACCGACUUCAGAUGGCUUUGCCAGCUUAGAUACUACUGGCUGGAGGACAACAUGUGGGCGUACAUGAUCAACUCGUACAUUCGCUACGGCUGCGAGUACCUUGGCAACACGUCUCGCUUAGUAAUCACCCCCUUGACGGAUCGAUGCUACCGCACUCUUUUCGGCGCCCUGAGCCUUCAUCUGGGCGGCGCGCCUGAAGGACCGGCCGGUACCGGGAAAACGGAGACCACGAAGGACCUGGCGAAGGCGGUCGCCAAACAGUGCGUUGUCUUCAAUUGCUCCGAGGGCCUCAACUACAUCGCGCUGGGCAAGUUCUUCAAGGGUCUCGCCUCGUGCGGCGCCUGGUCCUGCUUCGACGAGUUCAAUCGGAUCGACCUGGAGGUCCUGUCGGUCGUCGCGCAGCAGAUUCUGACGAUCCAAUGCGCGAUCAACGCCGGCACCGAGAAGAUGGUCUUUGAGGGCACGGAGAUCUACCUCGAUCCCACCUGCGCUAUAUUCAUCACCAUGAACCCGGGCUACGCCGGCAGAACCGAGCUGCCGGACAAUCUCAAGGCCCUCUUUCGCCCGGUGGCGAUGAUGGUGCCCGAUUACGCUCUCAUCGCGGAGAAUACUCUGUACUCUUACGGCUUCUACAACGGAAGACCGCUAGCCGUGAAGAUCGUCACCGCUUAUAAACUCUGUUCGGAGCAGCUCAGCAGUCAGCAUCAUUAUGAUUAUGGUAUGAGGGCCGUUAAAUCUGUGCUGAUCGCCGCCGGUAACCUGAAGCUUCGCUACCCCGACGAGUCCGAGGACAUCUUGAUGCUGAGAAGUAUUCUUGACGUUAAUCUGCCGAAGUUUCUAGUCCACGAUUUGCCACUCUUCGAAGGAAUAGCUUCUGAUCUGUUUCCCGGCGUCGUGUUGCCGUCGCCGGAUUACACGCACAUCAACGCGUGCACGCGGGACGCGUGCGCCGCGGCGAAUCUUCAAUGCACGGACCACUUCCUGGAGAAGAUCCAACAGAUCUACGAGAUGAUGAUCGUACGCCACGGCUUCAUGAUCGUUGGAUUACCGUUCGGCGGCAAGACAUCGGCCUACAGGAUGCUGGCGGACUGCCUCGGCCUCCUGGAGGACCGAGGGUUGAUGGACGAGCAUCGCGUGGAGAUCACCGUCAUCAAUCCCAAAGCUAUAACGAUGGGCCAAUUGUACGGUCAGUUUGAUCCCGCGUCGCACGAGUGGAGUGACGGAGUCCUGGCGGUGUCCUAUCGAGCCUUCGCCACUUCCGUCAACCUGAACAGGAAGUGGCUAGUCUUUGACGGGCCGGUAGAUGCAAUUUGGAUUGAGAAUAUGAACACCGUGCUGGACGACAAUAAGAAGCUCUGCCUCACCUCCGGGGAAAUCAUUCAACUCGCACCUACGACAAAUCUGAUUUUUGAACCCAUGGAUUUGGAGGUUGCGUCGCCUGCCACGGUUUCGCGGUGCGGUAUGAUCUACAUGGAGCCGGUGAGUCUGGGAUGGACGCCACUUUUGAUCUCAUGGCUGAAUACAUUACCGCCCAGUUUCACAGGGGAUAUUAAGAGCCAUUUGAAGGACAUGUACCUGCGCUUUUGUCCGCCUCUGCUGCAUCUGAUUCGCCGUUGCGGCGUAAAGGAAAUGAUAACGAUGCCGGAUGCUAAUCUAACGCGCUCGGUUAUGUACCUGUACGACUGCUUCCUUGAUGAUUUUCGCGAUGAGAAGUACGUGAGCGCGCUCUCCGAGUUGAACAUGACAGCGCAAGUGGAAGGCUGCUUCUUUUUUUCGUGCAUCUGGGCGAUGGGUGUCACGCUGAUGGUCACCUACCGCGACUGGUUCAGCAUGCUCUUCAGGGCGUUGACAGAAUGUGAAUUUCCGGAGGACGUGCGCCAACGCUUUGGCAUAUCGUCGGAAAUCGGCGAUCCAAAGAAGCCAUACAUUGUCCCUCUACCAACUACCGGUUCGGUCUUCGAUUAUAAAUAUAUAAAGGAAGGCAAGGGCAUGUGGAAACCCUGGCUGGAGGAUCUGAAGGAUGUUCCAGCGAUCCCCAAGGAUAUGCCAGUAAACCAGAUCAUCGUCUCCACGGUGGAGACCGUUCGAUAUUUCCACCUCUUCUGGUAUCUCGUGCGACAUCACAAGCCGGUUCUUCUGGUCGGACCGACUGGCACCGGAAAGUCCGUCUACAUUAUGGAAUUUUUACUGAAAAAGAUUAGCCGCGCAAUCUUCAAGCCGCUCUUUGUGAUAUUUUCGGCGCAAACUACUGCAAAUCAAACGCAGGAUAUCAUCAUGAGUAAACUGGAUCGAAGAAAGAAAGGUCUGUAUGGUGCACCACCCGGUCAGCACUGUGUGAUCUUCGUGGACGACGUGUCGAUGCCGCAGAAAGAAGAAUACGGCGCGCAACCCCCCAUUGAACUUCUGCGCCAGUGGCUUGAUCACUGGACCUGGUACGACCGCAAGGAAGUGGUGCCGAUCAAGCUUGUAGACGUCCAGUUAAUGUGCGCGAUGGGUCCGCCUGCGGCCGGACGUGACGUCACGCCGAGGUUCAAGCGGCACUUCGUUACCCUGGCGAUCUCCGAGUUCGACGACGACGUUCUGGUCACCAUAUUUGGCAGGAUCACCGCCUGGCACUUCGCCACCCGCGGCUUCCCGGAGUUCUUCGAGCCGUGCAUCGAUCAAGUGGUCCACGCCACUCUGGACGUGUACAAGGAGACCAGGCGGAACCUGCUGCCAACUCCCGCGAAGUCGCAUUAUCUGUUCAACCUACGCGAUUUCUCGCGGGUCAUUCAGGGCGUGCUGCUCUCCACCCCCGAGGCCAUCAGCGAUCUGAUAAGCAUGAAGCGUUUGUGGGUCCACGAGGUGCUUCGAGUCUACGGGGACCGAUUGGUCGACGAGGCUGACAGCAGGUGGCUGGUGGAUCAAAUCCGGAAGACAAUAAAAGAGCACAUGAACGACGACAUGGACAACAUUUUUCAAGAUCUGCAAGAUAAGCCUGGCGCAGAAAUAACGGAGGUGCAUCUGCGAAACCUCGUCUACUGCGACUUCCACGAUCCGAUCGCCGAACAGAAAUUGUACAUGGAGGUUCAAAAUUGGGACGAGCUCGCCGAAGCGGUGGACGAGUAUCUCGCGGAGUACAAUGAUAUCUCGAAGACGCCUAUGGACCUGGUGCUUUUCAGAUUCGCGAUAGAACAUCUCUCAAAGAUCUGCCGGGUGAUGAUGCAGCCUCGCAGCCACGCUCUUCUGGUUGGCAUGGGCGGUUCAGGUCGGCAAUCUCUGACGAAGUUGGCCUCUCAUAUAUCCGACUACGAGCUCUUCCAGGUGCAGAUAUCCCAGCUGUACGGUAUGCACGAGUGGCACGAGGAUUUGAAGAACAUUCUGCGGAAGAGCGCCGCGAGUGACCUGCACACGGUCUUCCUCUUCAUGGACACGCAGAUCAAGGAGGAGGGCUUCCUGGAGGACAUCAGCAAUCUCCUCAACUCCGGCGAGGUGCCCAAUCUCUUCGCGGCGGACGAAAAGUCCGAGAUCUGUGAGAAAAUGCGAAUCAUCGAUCGGCAGAGAGACAGGUCCGUGCAGACGGACGGCAGCCCAGUGGCGCUCUUCAACUUCUUCGUCCAGACGGUACGCGAGCAUUUGCACGUGGUGGUGACGAUGUCGCCGAUCGGCGACAACUUCCGCACUCGGAUUCGCAAAUUUCCCGCCCUGGUUAAUUGCUGCACCAUCGACUGGCUGCAACCCUGGCCGGAAGACGCCCUGCUGGCGGUCGCCUCGCAGUUCCUGAGCGAGAUCGAUAUACCGAUUGGCGAACGUCACUCCUGCAUCACGAUGUGUCAAUACUUCCACACGUCUACGCAGGAGCUGACGAAGGAUUUCCUGAGACGGCUGAAUCGCCAUAACUACGUCACGCCAACGUCCUACCUGGAACUCAUCAAUACGUUCAAGAAUCUACUAGAUCGGAAACAGAAGGAGGUAUUACAAGGCAAGAAGAGGUAUGAGGCUGGCCUCGGCAGGCUGGACAGCACGCGUAAAGAGGUCAGCAGGAUGCAACAAGUCUUGGUAGCUCUUCAGCCCAAGUUGUUGGUGGCGGCGAAGGACGUGGAGGGCAUGUUCCUGGAUGUGCAGCGGCAGAGCGAGGAAGCGAGCGAGAUCGAGCAGAUCGUCAAGAAGGACGAGGAAGCCGCUAUGAUUGUAGCCGCGGAAGCUAAAGAGAUCCGCGCCGAGUGCGACGCAGACCUUCAGGAGGUGAUGCCGAUACUGGAUGCGGCGAAUGCCGCUCUGAAUACCCUGACUCCGCAGGACAUUCAGAUAGUGAAGUCCAUGAAACGUCCACCGGCCGGUGUGCGACUGGUCAUGGAAGCGAUUUGCAUAUUGAAGGACGUGAAACCAGAGAAGAUGCAGGGUCCGGAGGGUCCGAUGGACGACUACUGGAAGCCGUCGCUUCGCAUUCUGGGCGACAUACAUUUUCUGGAAUCGCUGCUGAACUACGACAAGGACAACAUCCCCGAGCGCAUCAUGACCAAGAUCCGCACGACGAUCCUGACGAAUCCAAACUUCGAUCCGGAACACAUCAGGCAGGUGUCUACCGCCUGCGAGGGUUUGUGCCGCUGGGUGUUCGCGUUGUCGGAAUACGACAAGGUCGCUAAGGUGGUGGCGCCGAAGAAGCAAGCCCUGGCGAAGGCCGAGGCCAACUACUCCGCGGCGAUGGAGCAGCUGACGCUAAAGAGAAACCAGCUGCAGGAGGUGCGAGAAAGAUUGGCCAGAUUGGAGACUCUGUUGGCGCAACGAAGGGUUGAGUAUCAGGCGAUGACCGAUGAGGUGAAGGAGUGCGAGGAGAAGCUGAGGAGAGCCGAGGAACUGAUCGGGGGCCUCGGUGGCGAGUACACCAGAUGGUCCGAGACCGCCAAAUUGCUCGGGGAAAGCUACCACAGAUUAACGGGAGACAUUUUAAUCGGUUCCGGCGUGGUGGCCUAUCUUGGCGUCUUCACGAUGCAGUAUCGACACCAGCAGGUGGAGAACUGGGUGAAAUUUUGCACCAGCUUGAAGAUCGUCUGCACUCAGGACUUUCAGCUCACCCAGGUGCUGGGCGACCCGGUGCUCAUCCGCACCUGGAACAUAUUCGGCCUACCGAGCGACUUGUUUUCCAUCGACAACGCCAUAAUCAUCACGAACUCGCGGCGCUGGCCACUCAUGAUCGAUCCGCAGGGCCAGGCGAACAAAUGGGUGAAAAAUAUGGAGAAGACGUCAAAUCUGAAUGUCGUCAGACUAACGCAGUCGGAUUACAUGAGGAUUCUGGAGAACGCCGUGCAGUUCGGACAGCCGGUACUGCUGGAGAACAUCGGCGAGGAACUGGACGCGGCCCUAGAACCGUUGCUGAUGAAGCAGACCUUCAGGUCCGGCGGCGCGCUGUGCAUCAAGAUCGGCGACAGCAUUAUCGAGUAUUCUGAUAAAUUUCGAUUUUAUAUCACCACGAAAUUGCGAAAUCCACACUAUUUGCCAGAAGUAGUGGUAAAAGUAACUCUGUUGAACUUCAUGAUCACUCCGGUCGGUCUGGACGAUCAGCUUCUGGGAAUAGUCGUUGCGAAGGAAAGACCCGAGCUCGAGGCCGAGAAAAAUCAACUGAUAGUUCAAGGAGCGGCUAAUAAAAAGAUGUUAAAAGAGAUAGAAAACAAGAUCUUGGAGGUACUGUCCGCGUCCAAGGAGAACAUUCUCGAGGAUGAAACUGCCAUUGCUGUGCUGAGUUCGUCGAAAAAUCUGGCAAACGAGAUUCAAACUAAACAGACUGCCGCUGAAAUUACCGAGAAGUCGAUCGACGCGGCGAGAUUGCAAUACACGCCGAUUGCAGUCUACAGUACCGUUCUCUUCUUUACGAUUGUCAUGCUGGCGAAUAUCGAUCCAAUGUACCAGUACUCUCUCGUCUGGUUCGUCAAUCUCUUUAAGAAUACGAUUGACAACACGCCGACGGUGGAGGACAUAAAGCAGCGUCUGAAGGAUCUCACCAGGUGCUUCACCUAUUCCCUGUACGUCAAUAUAUGCCGCUCGCUCUUCGAGAAGGACAAGCUGCUUUUCUCGCUUCUGCUGUCCGUGAACUUGCUGAACAAGCAGGGCCAGCUCUCGAUGGCCCAGUGGAUGUUCCUGCUGACGGGCGGCGUCGGCCUCGAAAAUCCCUUCGCCAAUCCCGUCGAAUGGCUGCCGGCGAGGUGCUGGGACGAGCUUUGUCGAUUGGACAGCGUGCCAGGGUUCACGGGAAUAAGACAGUCCUACACGAAAAGUAUCGACGAGUGGAAGAUGAUAUUCGAUCACAAGGAGCCUCACACUGCGUUAUUUCCUGCUCCUUGGAACAAAUUGAGCAGCUUCGAAAAAAUGCUGGUGCUCCGUUGCAUUCGUCCCGACAUGAUAGUGUCGGCGGCGCAAUUAUUCGUCAAAGAACAAUUAGGGCAUCAGUACAUCGUACCACCUCCCUUCGAUUUGGUGGCAUCCUUCGCGGACUCGCACUCCUGCAUCCCGUUGAUAUUCGUUCUGACACCUGGCGCGGAUCCCAUGGCGAUCUUGCUGAAAUUCGCCGACGACCAGGGCUUCGGUGCCAGCAGACUGUUCUCCUUGUCUCUAGGCCAAGGUCAAGGGGUCAUCGCCGAGGGUCUCAUCGACGAGGGCGUGAAGAACGGCACCUGGGUGGUGUUGCAAAAUUGUCACGUCGCCAAGACCUUCAUGGUCACUCUGGAAAAAAUAUGCGAGAGCUUCACGAAGGAGACGGUGCAUCCCGACUUCCGGCUGUGGUUGACGAGUUAUCCGGUCGAACAUUUUCCGGUCAGUGUCCUGCAGAACGGCGUGAAGAUGACGAACGAGCCUCCCAAAGGGCUGCGCGCGAAUAUCCUGCGGUCUUUCAACCAGGACCCGAUAUGCGAUCCCGACUUCUUCGACACGUCGAAACAGCGGUUGACCUUCAAACAGCUGCUCUUCUCGCUCUGCUUCUUUCACGCCAUAGUGCAGGAACGACGGAAGUUCGGGCCGAUCGGCUGGAACAAUCAAUAUGAAUUCAACGAGACCGAUCUACGUAUCAGCGUGCUGCAGCUGAAGAUCUUGCUCGACCAAUACGACGAUGUUCAGUUCACCGCAUUGAAGUACCUGACCGGCGAGUGUAAUUACGGCGGUCGCGUGACCGAUGAGUGGGACCGACGGACCCUGACUACAAUCCUGUCGCGAUUCUAUCAUGAGGAUGUGGUCGUGGCCGAUCGGAAAUAUCUUUUCGACCCCAGCGGCCUUUAUUACGUACCGCCAGUCAGCGAAUACAGCCAAUUCCUGGACUACGUGAGAGAAUUGCCGAUGACUACCGCGCCUAGUGUCUUCGGCAUGCACGAGAACGCGGACAUCAUUAAGGACCAGCAGGAGAGCUACUUAAUGCUGUCGUCCAUACUGACUACUCAGGACACCGGUCAGACGGAAGUAGACGCCGAGAAGUCACCCGACGAGAUCGUCUACGGCGUCGCGGCCGACAUCCUGUCGAGGUUGCCGCAGGACUAUGAUCUGGUGGCUGCUCUAGACAGAUACCCCACGCUGUACGAGCAAAGCAUGAACACCGUGCUGGUGCAAGAGAUGGGCAGAUUCAACAAACUCCUGCAGACCAUCCGGAGCAGCCUCGUGAACAUCCAGAAGGCGAUCAAGGGUCUGGUGAUAAUGGAUCCGGGUCUCGAAGAGGUUUAUUCGUCGAUCAUCAUUGGCAGGAUUCCCAAGAUGUGGCUGAGGGCUUCCUACCCUUCCCUAAAGCCGCUCGGCAGCUACGUAUACGAUUUUCUGAAGAGAUUAAAUUUCCUCCAGGAUUGGUACACGGACGGUCCUCCUACGUCUUUCUGGAUUUCCGGUUUCUACUUCACGCAAGCGUUCCUGACCGGCGCCCGUCAGAAUUACGCGAGAAAGUACUCCAUUCCCAUUGAUCUACUGAUCUACGAUUUUUUCCCUUUAAAGGAUACCGUUUUCGGAAGCCCGCCGGUAGACGGGGUGUACAUUUACGGGUUGUUUCUUGACGGAGCUCGCUUUAAUAUGGACACGAUGAAGCUCGACGAAUCCUUCCCUAAGAUCCUUUACGAUACCGUGCCUUACAUUUGGCUGAUGCCGGUGACGAAGGACCAAGUGCAAGAUAAGGACACGUAUACGUGUCCGGUGUACAAGACCAGCGAGAGGAAGGGCGUGCUGUCGACCACCGGCCAUUCGACCAAUUUCGUCAUCGCGAUUUGGCUGCCGACGUCGCAUCCGCCGGACCACUGGAUCCUACGUGGCACCGCCAUGCUGUGCCAGCUGUCGGAAUAAUGCGGGAUUGAUCUCCCGCUCGAUGGAAAAUCCUUGAGAGACUGGAUAUUUUAAUGAGGCCGCCUUGAAAAAUGCACAUCGUCAUAAUUGGCUUUCUUCAGCGAAUUAAAUUCCUACCAUUAUUUCUACGGAGACUACUUAAUUAUCCCUCUUAAUGAUCCGAAUAAAUUGAUUCCAAAUGA
This is a messenger RNA of Solenopsis invicta (red fire ant), 10802 nucleotides long. RefSeq names its product dynein heavy chain 7, axonemal (gene Dhc36C). The coding region runs from base 379 to 10620 and encodes 3413 amino acids. NCBI's taxonomy places the organism in Eukaryota, Metazoa, Arthropoda, Insecta, Hymenoptera, Formicidae. The record is from RefSeq and is a predicted model, not a curated record. Gene Ontology annotation, biological process: microtubule-based movement. Gene Ontology annotation, molecular function: ATP binding; ATP hydrolysis activity; minus-end-directed microtubule motor activity. The transcript is spliced from 30 exons. Gene Ontology annotation, cellular component: dynein complex.